UGGCACAUCGUGCUUAACAGGGAAGUAAGCCUUAGAAGCCUAAACUAAUUUCCACUGUUGUUAAAAGUUGUCGGUGUUAAACUGCACGGUACUCCGUAUUGAUUUCUUCUCGGUUAAAACGACGGAAACUGUCCAGCUUUUAAGAUACAAACGUCAGCCUUAAAGUACCCAAGUGAUGAAGGCAGGAAAUGUUCAGUAGGAUAUUCGGCCUGGCGGAGGACUUAUGAGACAUAGGAGGAAGAAGAGACAACAGCGAUUUUCAAUGUUUUGAAAUCUACAGAAGCACUGCUUGAUCAUGGCCCAAUGGAUACACAUGUCCCAGAUGAUACAGUGCCUGUCUGAUGACACCUUAAACAACCUCUAUCCCCCAUCCGCCUUCCCCAUUGAAGUCAGACAUUUUUUAGCUGAAUGGAUUGAGAGCCAAAGAUGGGAUGACUUUGUGCUGGAAAAGGUGGAGCAGCAGAGCAAGGCUCAAACUCUGUUGGACCAGACUAUCAGCAUGCUGCAAUCGAUUGCUCAGCAGAACGCCAAUGUGGUGGACAGGAUGAAGCUGAUGAAUAUCAGUAGAAACAUGGCCAUGUUUCAGCAGCAGCCUCUACAGUUUGGAGUGCUGGUCAGGGAGAUCCUCACAAAGGAAAGGGUUCUUCUCAGCACGCGUACUCCGGUACCCAACCCUCCACAGUACCCACAGUACCCGAAUAGAGAGUCCUCGUUCCCUAACAUGCAAGAUGUAGACCACCUGGUUCUAAAGGUGCUGGAGGUCCAGGACAUCCGACAAAAGAUGCACCAGCUACAAGAAGAGCUCAACUGGGAGAGGCAGAACUAUGAGGGAUUGCAAGGACCGAUUCAACAGAAUGGAUUGGAUCCCGCAAAAUCUGAAAUCCAAAAACUCCAGAAUCACAUCCAGCAGCUGGAGUACAAUGUGAAAGCAAUGGCCACGAAGCGUUUCCAGCUGCUCAAGGAGUGUGUGGACUGUCUGGACCAGUGUCAGACCCGACUGAUGAGCAGGUUAAAGGUGUGGAGGUGGGAGCAACACAAGGCCGCCAUCGGACAACCUUUUGACGACAACCUCAACCCCCUGCAGACCUGGUGUGAGCAGCUGCUUGGCGUGAAUGGGAAGCUGAGACAGGAGUUGAUGCUGAUAGGGGAACCGUUCCCAGAGCUCCAGGAAAGGCUGGGGCAACUUCUGCAGGUUUUGAUUCAAAGCUCUCUUGUAGUAGAUAAGCAGCCCCCUCAGGUCAUUAAGACUCAGUCAAAGUUCUCGACAACAGUGCGAUAUCUUCUGGGGGAAAAAGUUGCUCCCGGGAAGCCUGUGGUGCUGAAGGCGCAAAUCAUAAAUGAGCUGCAGGCCAGGAGCCUGGGCAGUGUACCAGGUGAUAGUGUUGGGGAACUGAUCAACAAUACAGCAAUCCUAGAACACAACACAGCCAGCAAGAGCACAUGUGCCACAUUCAGGAACAUGUCCAUCAAGAGGAUCAAGCGAGCAGACAGAAAGGGAUCCGAGUCUGUUACCGAGGAGAAAUUUGCUCUUCUGUUCUCUACAGAGAUUACCAUCACAGGCUGUGACACUCCCUAUAGGAUACAGAUGAUCUCACUUCCGGUGGUCGUCAUUGUCCACGGUAGUCAAGACAACAAUGCUCUGGCCACCAUCAUAUGGGACUGUGCUUUUUCUGAACCAGAUAGAGUGCCAUUCAUGGUGCCCGAGCGUGUGCCCUGGGGGAUGAUGUACAACACUCUCAACAGUAAAUUCACUUCUGAGGUCCAGACACAUCACAAUCUGGACCACUACAACCAGCACUUCUUGGCCCAGAAGAUAUUUGACAAGCCUGACUUUGCCGACGACUUCAGCAACAUGAUGGUUUCCUGGGCCCAGUUUAAUAAGGAGGUUCUCCCGGGUCGACCGUUCACUUUCUGGCAGUGGUUUGAGGGAGUGAUGGAGCUGACCAAGAAGUACCUGAAGACCUACUGGAGCGAAGGGCUUAUAUUUGGUUUCAUUGGGAAGCAGCAUCUACACCUGAUUCUCAAAGACAGGCCCAACGGAACAUUCUUGCUUCGCUUUAGUGACUCUGAGAUCGGCGGCAUCACCAUUGCAUAUGUGUCCGCUUCUGAGAAUGGGGGACAGAAAAUCCAGAACAUCCAGCCCUUCACCAAGAGAGAUCUUGAGAUCCGUAGCCUUGGUGACCGGAUCCGGGACAUCAACCACAUAACAUACCUGUAUCCUGAAUUUCCUAAACAUGAAGUUUUCAAAAAAUUCUACUCAGAACCUCAAGCAUCACCCAUUGGGGGCUAUAUCCCUGUGUCUCUCCAUACUAAAGUCGGCACGGAAGCUGGCUCAGCCUCACCCCCGGCUCCCAGUAUGACACCCGUCUCUGAAAGCCCUCGGAGUACUAGUGGCUUCUCCGGAGACCCAACAUUCCCCAAUGAGCAAGCACUAGCAACGGCUGCAAGGAGAAACUUCUCUUUUACGGGAAGAAACCUUGAACCGAGCUUUAGGCAUCAGUUCCCGCAGCCAUUCAGCCCGCAGGAGUCUAUCAAUAAAGACAUAAUGGAAGAAGAAUUUAGACCAAAUUCUUCUGGUGGCUUUACUGAACACAUUUCCCCGGAUAAUAUGGAUCUAGAUUUAGAGACCAUUCUCCAGACUCUUGAUCAAUAGGAGGAUGUUCCAUCAAAGUUGUUCUUGGAGUGCAAAGCAACCAUCAGGGGCCACUUUCCUUCACUUUCUUGAUCCAUCUACAGAUUCAUCUACUUCAGAGUAAAAAAAAUGAGAUUUUUCUGGGACUCAACAUGUUGAGUUGGUGCUACGUGAAAGCGGGAAAUCAUUUGAAGGACAAAGUCAAACUGAGAACAAACAAAAAGAACGAGAAGUGAUGCCAUCGCUGUGCAUCACCUUU
This is a messenger RNA of Etheostoma spectabile (orangethroat darter), 2891 nucleotides long. It is a transcript of the gene stat6, whose product is annotated as signal transducer and activator of transcription 6, interleukin-4 induced. Bases 296 to 2653 code for a protein of 785 amino acids. The record is from RefSeq and is a predicted model, not a curated record. The transcript is spliced from 21 exons. NCBI's taxonomy places the organism in Eukaryota, Metazoa, Chordata, Actinopteri, Perciformes, Percidae. Gene Ontology annotation, molecular function: DNA binding; DNA-binding transcription factor activity. Gene Ontology annotation, biological process: regulation of DNA-templated transcription; signal transduction.